AUGGGUCACGCCGCAGGUCUCCGCGCUGGCACUCGCUAUGCCUUCUCUCGCGACUUCAAGAAGAAGGGUAUGAUCGCUCUGUCGACCUACCUCAAGCAGUACAAGGUCGGCGACAUCGUCGAUGUGGUUGCCAACGGAGCCGUCCAGAAGGGCAUGCCCUACAAGGUCUACCACGGUAAGACCGGAGUUGUCUACAACGUCACCAAGUCCGCCGUCGGUGUCAUCCUCUACAGACAAGUCGGAAACCGCUACAUGGAGAAGCGCAUCAACGUCCGCGUCGAGCACGUCCGUCACUCCCGCUCCCGGGACGAGUUCUUGGCCCGUGUUAAGAGCAACGCCGCCAAGAAGCGCCAGGCAAAGGAGACUGGCGAGCACCUCCACCUCAAGAGACAGCCCGCUCAGCCCAGAGAGGCGCGGACCGUCAGCGCCAAGGACAACAAGCCAGAGAAUGUUGUCGCGAUAGCAUACGAGACCACGAUCUAA
This is a messenger RNA of Ramularia collo-cygni, 483 nucleotides long. RefSeq names its product probable ribosomal protein L21.e.A, cytosolic. Gene Ontology annotation, molecular function: structural constituent of ribosome. The transcript has 4 exons. Gene Ontology annotation, biological process: translation. Lineage: Eukaryota; Fungi; Ascomycota; Dothideomycetes; Mycosphaerellales; Mycosphaerellaceae. Gene Ontology annotation, cellular component: cytosolic large ribosomal subunit; ribosome. The record is from RefSeq and is a predicted model, not a curated record. Bases 1 to 483 code for a protein of 160 amino acids.